Molecule: messenger RNA, 891 nt
Organism: Funneliformis mosseae
Lineage: Eukaryota; Fungi; Glomeromycota; Glomeromycetes; Glomerales; Glomeraceae
Source: the annotation of a GenBank genome assembly
AUGCUUUAUUGUUUACACACCGAACAAACACAAUCACCAAAUUCUCCGCCCUCACCGUCAAAUUAUUCUACAAUUGACAAAUCCGAAGUUUCAAAAUUCAGCCAAUUAGCUAACGAAUGGUGGUCUCCAAAUGGGCCUGUAAAAUUACUUCAUAGUAUGAAUCCAUUAAGAAUAUCAUACAUUCGUGAGCAAUUAGGAAAGAAUACUUUCGGGGUUGGUGAUAAUGAUGUCAAAGAUAAUCCAUAUGGUAAAGCGUCUCAGUCACCACUGGUUUCACAUCACCACCUUCCGUUUAAAGGAUUAAGAAUUUUGGAUAUAGGAUGCGGUGGUGGUGUCUUAACUGAGGCAUUAGUGAGGCUAGGCGGCUCGGCUAUUGGAGCAGACGCGUCAGAUGAAAACAUCAAAAUCGCACAAUUACAUGCACGAAAAGAUCCAAGUUUACACAUUGGACCCGGUAGUUUAGAAUAUCGAUGUAUAACGGCUGAAAAGUUAUUAGAACAAGGAGAGACAUUCGAUGUUGUUUGUGCGAUGGAAAUUAUUGAACACGUAAUUAACCCUGCGGAAUUUCUUAAGGCUUGCGCAGGAUUAGUGAAGCCUGAAGGCGGGCAUUUGUUUCUUUCAACAAUUUCUCGGACACCUUUAUCAUAUUUCUUGACAAUCUUAUUAGCAGAAAAUCUAUUUAAAUUGGUACCACAGGGAACGCAUGAUUUUCAAAAAUAUUUAAGGCCUGAUGAGUUGCAAAAUGUAAUUGAAAAUGAAGACAAAUAUGCUAAAGUUAAAGAUAUAACAGGAAUUGGACUUAAUCCUAUAACUGGAACAUGGUAUAAAUUACCAAAUUGGAUGCCUGGAAGUUCGGACGUAAAUUAUUUAUUAACGGCGCAGAGGUUUUAA